GCAAAGGAAGGUGGGAUGCCCUGGGCACCCAGGCACCUGGGCACCAUCCAGGCCACACGUGGGACUUGACACAUAGGCAAGCAUGACACACGGGAGCUUGGCACACAUGUCAGCCUGCCACAGGCAGGGUAGCCACUGGAGCUGGCCCUUUUCACACCUCCUUGUCUCCCUACUGAAUCUGCUUGUCUAGGUUGGUAUCCUGACCAAAGUAACCAGGCCACAGCCUUGGCACUCUUCCUCCUGUUUCUGGGACUCUGCAGGCUCCUGGCAUCCCUCCCCUUCCCUGGCCUAUUGUGUAAGACCCUGUUCCUUAGUCUGUCCUUGAUUCAUCCCUUUCUUAAAGAGGCCACCAACAGACCCAUAGUGUAGGGCCAAUAUCAACAGCAUGACUUGCUGGCUGAUGCAGGGUGAGAGCCCCUGUCCUAUGUCUAUCCUGUUCAGUCCUGGAUCCUGAUCCCUGGCUCUCUCCUUCUUCCCUGUCAGGGCUAGAUCCAAGUCCAUGUCCACUUGACCAAUCCAUCAGCUGACGAAAGUUUAAACAGAACUGUUCGCACCACACCCUGUUCCUUCUUAGCAGCAACACAACCCUUGCUCCACAUCCUGCUGCUCUCCAUCCCUGUGUCUUGCCUGGGGUUAGAUCUCAGCUGUGUACUUAUUUAGCUGACCCCUCGGGGUUCUCAAGCCUGGAUAGGACCUGGCCUCUCUGUUAAGGCCCUGCCAGCUUCCUCAUGUUUCUAGGAAGUCCUAGAAGCCACAUACCCAGAAGCCCCAGUCCUGUCCCUUGCAGAUGCCCAAAGACAGGAGUGCCUUUGUGCUCCAGGGCCAUAUGCUCCCUCAUUUGGGUCUCUGCUCUAAUGUGCCCCCCACUGCAGUCUGGAGAGUCAGGACCGGCUUGUUGCACCAUAGUUCUCCCAGCAGUUCCUGGACAGGAUGGUGCUGCGCUGGCAGGGGCAGUCUGCCCACAGGCACACCAAGAUGAAGACAGCUACCAAUAUUUACAUCUUUAAUCUGGCCCUGGCAGAUACUCUGGUCCUGCUCACACUGCCCUUCCAGGGCACAGAUAUCCUGCUGGGCUUCUGGCCAUUUGGGAAUGCUCUGUGCAAGACAGUCAUUGCUAUAGACUAUUACAACAUGUUUACCAGCACCUUCACGCUAACCGCCAUGAGUGUGGACCGCUAUGUAGCCAUCUGCCACCCAAUCCGUGCUCUUGACGUCCGGACAUCCAGCAAAGCCCAAGCUGUCAACGUGGCCAUCUGGGCCCUGGCCUCUGUGGUUGGUGUUCCCGUUGCCAUCAUGGGCUCAGCACAGGUGGAGGAUGAAGAAAUCGAGUGUCUGGUGGAGAUCCCGGCCCCUCAGGACUACUGGGGUCCUGUGUUUGCUGUUUGCAUCUUCCUCUUCUCCUUUAUUAUUCCUGUCCUCAUCAUUUCUGUCUGCUAUAGCCUCAUGAUCCGGCGGCUCCGUGGUGUCCGCCUGCUCUCAGGCUCUCGAGAGAAGGAUCGGAACCUGCGGCGCAUCACACGGCUGGUGCUCGUGGUGGUGGCUGUGUUCGUGGGCUGCUGGACACCUGUGCAGGUCUUUGUUCUGGUCCAAGGUCUGGGUGUUCAGCCAGGCAGCGAGACCACUGUGGCCAUUCUGCGCUUCUGCACAGCCCUGGGAUAUGUCAACAGCUGUCUCAACCCCAUUCUCUACGCCUUCUUGGAUGAGAACUUCAAGGCCUGCUUCCGAAAGUUCUGCUGUGCAUCUGCCCUGCACCGGGAGAUGCAGGUGUCUGACCGUGUGCGCAGCAUUGCCAAGGAUGUGGCCCUUGGCUGUAAGACCACUGAGACAGUACCACGGCCCGCAUGACUAGGCGUGGACCUGCCCAUGGUGCCUGUCAGCCCGCAGAGCCCGUCUACUCCGAACACGGAGCUCACACAAGUCACUGCUCUUUAGACUGACACCUGAGCUUGAGCUUCUGAAGCCUUGGAUAGUUUUCCACUUGGCCCAGGGAUACUCAGUUCUGGAGGAGGACCUUGUGCACCAUGGGACAGGUCAAAGCAUUAGGGCUGCCUGUGUGGCCUCUGUAGGACUAAAGCUGCCGCCCUGAGUCAAGGGCAGAGAGGGUGUAAGAACACUGCCUGGAAGCACCCAUUGCAGUCUCUGUGCACUCAGUGGAUGCACCUGCCUGGGGCCUGCAUUCACACUGCUUCACCUGACUUCUGCAUCUUCUAUCCCAGCCAGCUGAGCUUUGCACUUUCAGUGGCUCCUGCCAGAGGUGUAACGGCAGCUGUGCAGCUGUGUGUACAGUCUGUGCUGCAUGUGGUCUGCAUGGCAGGGCACCAGCUGCCCUCAGCUUUGCAUGUCUCCGUAGGGCAGCCAGACAGGCUAUGCUCACUGUCCAGGAGCAUAGUGGGCAGCAUUUCUUUGGGGGCAGCACUGUCCCUGAGCUGGAGCUGCCCCCUAGAGCACCUGCUUGUUCCGACUUUACCUGUGCAGCCAGGGAUACCCUACUAAGGUUACACAUAGUCCCCAGCUGAGGCCACAGGUGGGUCCUGGGCCCAAUGCUUUCUGAAAGUUCUGUUUCUUCUGCAUCAUGUAGCCUGUGGAUGUGGACCUGCCACUCAGCUGCUGCCUGUUUUGCCUGACCUUGGCUCUGCCCUGGGCCUGACUUCGUCCCUUCAGGAACCCACAGGAUGCUCGGCCCCUGGAGCCUGUAAUCCCCGGAAGUGUGAAGAACUAUCAUGCAUAGACCAUGUAGUGAGCUCUGGUUCUUGAGAAGCAGAGGGUGCCUGAGGAGGAAGGUGCCAGGUGACCACCUUAGGUUGCUCUGUUGCUCACAAAACAGAAGCUUCGUGUGCCUGCUUGUUCAGGGCAGGGUAGGGGAACAUGAUUUCUCCAGAAGUUCUCAUGAUCUCCCAGAGCCUCACUCUCUCAGAGCCUCUCUCGUCUCUGUUCUGCUUGAAGCCAGGGGGCAACAGUGAUACAGCCGGAAGACCUGGUAUCUUGGGAAAGGUGGCAGUGGAGAUGUGUUCUUUUCAUACUCCCAGUGACUGUCUACUUCAUUUGCCAGCCUCUGGGUAAGGCCUGAGCUUGCUCCCAAAUCAGAGGUUGGCUUUACGUGCCCAGCUGGUGUGAGAGGUGGAGUUUGGCAAGGCUUACUUGAGCCAAGCUGCAAAGACUCUGUACCUUGGGGACUCCCUGCUGUGGUCACCUAGAAAAUCAUCACAGCUUUGCAAAUGCUCUUCCUGCAGAUGAACUAUUGAAGUACCUGCAACAUUGGAAAGACUAUUUUUCCACUGCAGUCUUGGUCAGGGGACCUCAAGAGACAUGGACCUGAGUCAGGCUUCCAUCUCAGAGCCCUGGCCACAGGGUUUAUGCCUGAGGAGGGUGGGAUGCUCUCUGUGAUGGCUGUGGCAGAAGCAGCCUAGCUGCAGUGUUUUUUUGCCAAGAGUGAAAACUUUGUGAAUUUGUGCUGGUAUAACAUGUCUAUUUAUAUAUUUAUGCAUGUGAUGCGUGUCAUUUCCCAUGCAUGUAGCCAGUCCUGAACCUGUUUCUUGGGUGAUGAAGGAGGACCAUAAUAAACACUUGCUGACUCA
Molecule: messenger RNA, 3575 nt
Organism: Chinchilla lanigera (long-tailed chinchilla)
Lineage: Eukaryota; Metazoa; Chordata; Mammalia; Rodentia; Chinchillidae
Gene: Oprl1
Product: opiate receptor-like 1
Exons: 3
Coding region: 931-1845 (304 amino acids)
Biological process (GO): neuropeptide signaling pathway; sensory perception of pain
Cellular component (GO): membrane; neuron projection
Molecular function (GO): neuropeptide binding; nociceptin receptor activity
Source: RefSeq, a predicted model, not a curated record